Messenger RNA from Coniosporium apollinis CBS 100218, 2649 nucleotides. RefSeq names its product histidinol dehydrogenase. Gene Ontology annotation, cellular component: cytoplasm. Bases 1 to 2649 code for a protein of 882 amino acids. The transcript is spliced from 2 exons. The record is from RefSeq and is a predicted model, not a curated record. Gene Ontology annotation, biological process: L-histidine biosynthetic process. Gene Ontology annotation, molecular function: phosphoribosyl-ATP diphosphatase activity; phosphoribosyl-AMP cyclohydrolase activity; metal ion binding. Lineage: Eukaryota; Fungi; Ascomycota; Dothideomycetes.
AUGGCCUCUGCUCUGCUGCCUGCCGUUGACAUCGCUACCUACACCACUCAAACCUCCGGCCUGCGCCCUCAAGGCCUCUCCUACAUUGGCAGCGUCUUCACCAAACUCGACGCGCAGUCAAUCGAUGAUGCCUUCCUUUACCUCCAGCAGACCACCGGUCUCUUCGCCACAUGCUUCGAUGUCUCUGCCCUCCCUUCGAUUGACGGUAUCGUCUCCCUCCUCGACUCGGGCGCCUCAAAGGUCUUCGUGAAUCGCCAGCAAUUGGAUCAAUUGAGCGACGUGAAGAACAUAGACGCUGAUCGCAUCGUCCUCUGCAUCUCCGGCCAGACGAAAGAGGACAUCAUUGAAUCUAUCGCCGGCACGUCUGUCGGAAUCUAUACCCAGGAUGUUCAAGACGUAGACCUGGUGGAGUCAUGGCUGAAGGAGUACGGCGCAGAGAGACCGGAGGUUUACGUGUCUUUCGCAAGCCCUACGGCGGAUUCGGCGCUCCGGAUAUCGAGGCUCUCCGCUGUGCCUGUCGUGCCUGCGACUCUCCUGACGAUCGAUUCCAAGUCCCAGCCGCAACUCAUAAACGCGGCGAGGCUCCUAGUCGCCAAUGCGACCAGCGACCGCCCUGAUGGCCUCUUCACAACCCUAGUCACGGAUGAACGGGGUGUCGCUCUGGGCCUUGUAUACAGUAGCGAGGAAAGUGUGUCGGAGAGCUUGCGCACUGGGCGAGGGGUUUACCAGAGCCGGAAGAGGGGUUUAUGGUACAAGGGCGAGAGCAGCGGAGACAUCCAAGAGCUAGUCAGGAUAUCACUAGACUGCGAUCAUGACUGCCUGCGCUUCGUUGUGCGGCAAAAGGGUAGAGGGUUCUGCCAUCUGGCCACGGCGACGUGUUUCGGACAGUAUCAAGGCCUUUCUCGCCUACAAAAAACCCUGCAGAACCGCAAAGCUUCCGCACCCGAGGGAUCCUAUACAGCGCGAUUGUUCAACGAUCCACAGAUGCUGAAGGCAAAGAUUAUGGAGGAAGCGAACGAGCUCUGUGAAGCCAAGACCAAGGAGGACGUCGCAUUUGAGGCAGCCGACCUGUUCUACUUCGCUAUGACAAAGUGUAUAGCCGCUGGUGUCACGCUAGAAGACGUGGAGCGGAACCUCGACGCGAAGAGCGUCAAAGUCAAGCGGAGAAAAGGCGAUGCGAAAGGGCCUUACGCUGCCAAGUUCGGCGUCGCCAGCGGGACCAACGGCACGGCACAGACCAAUGGGACGACUGAGAUGGUCAAGGAAGCCGCGUCAGUACCUAAGAGCAAGGAAGACAGCGCAGGCGUUAAGGAUGGGAGGAUCCGAAUGAGGCGUUACAUCACAGCAGAAGAGGCGCCCGAGACUGUUCAGGAAGCCCUAAAGCGACCAUCACAGCGCUCGACCGACAAGAUCAUGGGUAUAGUGAAGCCCAUCAUUAGCGCCAUCCAGGAGCGAGGCGACGCUGCAGUACUAGAGUACACACACAAGUUCGAAAAAGCGACUUCCCUGACCUCUCCUGUUCUGAAGGCGCCGUUUCCACAUUCGAUGAUGCAACUACCGCCAGAGACCAUCGAGGCGAUCGAUAUCUCCUUCGAGAACAUCCGCCGCUUCCACGCCGCGCAAAAAGAGGAGAAAGCCCUGGUCGUCGAGACAAUGCCCGGCGUCGUCUGCUCUCGCUUCUCCAGGCCUAUCGAGCGAGUAGGUCUAUACGUACCUGGAGGCACAGCCGUCCUUCCCUCAACAGCACUCAUGCUCGGCGUGCCGGCCAUGGUAGCAGGAUGCAAGAAAAUCGUCAUGGCGACACCGCCCCGAUCAGAUGGCUCGAUAACGCCAGAGGUGGUCUAUGUAGCGCACAAGGUAGGCGCCGAGAGUAUCGUGCUGGCUGGCGGUGCGCAAGCUGUAGCGGCAAUGGCGUACGGGACCGAGAGCGUCAGCAAGGUCGACAAGAUUCUGGGCCCAGGGAACCAGUUCGUGACGGCGGCGAAGAUGCUCGUCUCGAACGAUACCACCGCAGGCGUCAGCAUCGACAUGCCGGCCGGACCCAGCGAAGUUCUGGUCGUGGCGGACGCGACGGCGAACCCUGCUUUCGUGGCUUCGGAUCUGCUCAGUCAGGCUGAACAUGGUGUUGACUCCCAGGUCAUCCUCAUCGCUGUCGACCUCACUAUGGAGCAGUUGCAGGCAAUCGAGGACGAGCUUCACGCACAGGCGAGCGCGCUGCCACGCGUGGACAUCGUCCGAGGCGCCAUUGAGCAUUCCGUGACUCUCGUGACCGAGGACAUUAGCGAGGCCAUGCGCCUCAGCAACCUCUACGCGCCGGAACACCUCAUCCUCCAAGUCCGCGACGCGUCGAGCGUAGUGUCGCUAGUCGAGAACGCCGGUAGUGUCUUCGUCGGGCCAUGGACGCCCGAGAGCGUAGGCGACUACUCUGCGGGCGUCAAUCACUCACUGCCCACGUACGGCUACGCGAAGCAGUACUCGGGCGUCAACCUCGCGUCGUAUGUGAAGCACAUCACGAGUUCGAACUUGACGGCGGAGGGCCUGAGGAAUGUGGGCGGCGCGGUGAUGCAGCUGGCGAAGGUGGAGGAGCUGGAGGCUCAUCGGAGGGCUGUAAGUAUACGGCUUGCGCACAUGGAUAGGAUGGGUGCUUAA